Messenger RNA from Trichophyton benhamiae CBS 112371, 420 nucleotides. RefSeq lists its product as uncharacterized. The transcript has 3 exons. NCBI's taxonomy places the organism in Eukaryota, Fungi, Ascomycota, Eurotiomycetes, Onygenales, Arthrodermataceae. Bases 1 to 420 code for a protein of 139 amino acids. The record is from RefSeq and is a predicted model, not a curated record.
AUGCAAUGGCAGGCUCUCAAAAAGGAAGAAGAGCUGCGGUGGUAUAUAUAUAUGGGUGGAAUAUACGGAAAAUGCAGCGGGAGAGGCCCAGAACCAGGAGCAAUGGAAGCCCGCUGCCUAUCCCUCAACGGUAUCUCGAGAUGGCGGGGGGGAGGGAGGGAGGAGGAGGAGGCGGAGGAGGAUGAAAGGGAAGAAGAGCAGCCGGACGGAGCAGCCUGGAGCCUCUCUCUGCAGCCAGCAGCAAGGGCGAGGGCGAAGGGCGAGCAGGCGGGAGAGGGCGAGAAGCAGGACGGAGAUGCGGUUUGUCAACGCAGCAGCAGCAGCAGCAGCAGCAGCGAGCUUCCGCUCAACCAGCCAACCAGCCAGUCAACUUCGCCCAACCUAGAUCCAAGGGUCGACGGCCAUGAUCGAGCGCACUAA